AUGAUCACUAGGAACGGCAUUGAGCCGAAUCCAGAAAAAGUAAGAACUAUCCUUGACAUGGAGCCUCCGCGGUCCAUAAAGGAAGUCCAGAGGCUCAACGGGCGUCUGGCGGCCUUAGGCCGUUUUCUAUCUAAAUCGGCUGAACGUUCCCUCCCCUUCUUCCAAAUCUUGAGAAAGAGCAAAGGGUUCGAGUGGACGCCAGAUUGUCAAAAGGCCUUCGAGGAGUUGAAAAAAUACUUGUUGUCCCCGCCCCUGCUUGCAAAGCCAAAGGCAGGUGAAGCCCUAAUUUUGUACUUGGGCGUGUCACAUGGUGCGAUCAGCUCCGUGUUGGUCAAAGAAGAAGGAGGGACUCAGCGUCCCAUCUACUACGUAAGCAAAGCCCUACAUGACGCGGAGCUCCGGUACAGUGUGUUGGAGAAAACAGUAUUUGCCAUAGUCACUUCGUCAAAAAGGUUGGCUCACUACUUCCAAGCUCACCCCAUCCACGUACUCUCACAUCAGCCAUUGGGGAGCUUCCUACGGAAUACUAACAGCUCCGCCAGGAUGGCACGAUGGGCCAUGCACCUCAGUCAGUUUGACAUAGAUUUCAAACCAAGGCCCGCCAUCAAAGGCCAAGCUCUUGCAGACUUUAUAGUGGAGUGCACAGCUCAGGAAGUGACGGACCAGGUAGAAACUGAAGAUGGAGGGUGGUGGACCUUGUCCACAGAAGGCUCUUCAAACAGCAAAGGUUGCGGCGGUGGCGUAGUGCUCGUUACUCCGGAGGGAUUCCGCGCCUAUUAUGCCAUCCGAUUCCACUCCAAAUUAUCUAACAAUGAGGCAGAGUACGGGGCCCUCCUCAAUGGACUGCGAUUGGCGGCGGGACUACGAGCUGAGAAGGUCCGAAUUCGAUGCGAUUCCAAGCUGGUGGUCAGCCAGGUGUCUGGGGAGUAUGAAGCCAACGAAGGAAGCAUGCAGAAAUACAGAGACGCGGUGUUGAGAACCCUGCGCGAGUUUGAGGGAUAUGAGAUACACCAGGUACCUAGAGAGCAGAACGCCGACGCCGACAUGCUCUCAAAGCUAAGUACCGGAGUCCCCAGCCACAUUAGGAAGAUCGCUCGACUAGAAGACCUCGAGACUUCAAGUAUCGACGUUUCGUGGGUCUUCCCUGUGCAGACUAGGGAGCCAUGUUGGAUUGAUCAUAUCAAACGAUACAAGGCAGAUGGCACCCUACCGCAAGACGAGGCAGACGCAAAGGUAACGAAGUUACGGGCGCCCAGCUACGUUGUCUCGGGCGAUAAACUGUACAAACGCUCCUACAACGGCACGUUACUGAGGUGUCUAUAUCCAGAUGAAGCGAAGUUGGUGAUAAAAGAAGUCCACGAGGGGGUAUGCUCGGCGCACCAAGGGGUGUACACCAUCGCACGUCGCAUCAUGUUACAAGGGUAUUUUUGGCCCAAAAUGCUGAGGGACUGCGCCGAGUAUACAAAGCGAUGUCCCAAGUGCCAAGAAUUCCAAGCACUGCCGGGUCGACCUGCGACGAACUACACCCCGGUAAUCACAGACAAUGGCCGUCACUUCGAGGCACGAGAAUUUUCAGAAUUCUUAGCAGGAUGGGGCGUUAAGCACAGCCGGGUGGCGGUAUCUUAUCCUCAAGCGAAUGGGCAAGUGGAGAAUGCGAAUAGAACCAUCCUCGACGGCCUCAAGAAAAAGCUAGAAGUGGUUGGCGGAGCCUGGGUGGAGGAACUCGACGGCAUCCUCUGGGCCUAUCGCACGACACCAAGAAGGGCCACCGGGGAAACCCCGUUCGCACUUGCCUAUGGAUUCGAAGCUCGGGCCCCGGUGGAAGUAAUCAUACCUAGUAGAAGGGUGGAGGAGUUCGAGUCAGAACAAAAUGAACUCCACCAAAGGGUGGAUCUGAACUUCUUGGAUGAAAAAAGAGAAGCGGUAUUCUGCAAGAUGGAGAACUACGGUCGUCAGCUAAAGUCCUACCACGACGCAAAAGUCCGACCCCGGUAUUUCCAGGUCGGCAACCUUGUGUUGCGAAGAAGGGAAGCCAGCCAACCCCUUGAAGGGGGAAAAUUCGCAAAGAAGUGGGAGGGGCCUUACGCCGUGGAGGAAGUCGUUCGCCCAGGAACAUACAAGUUAAAAACUACAGGGGGAAGAAUGAUCGAUCGGGUAUGGAACUCGGAACAUUUGAUCAAGUACUUUCCUUAA
Molecule: messenger RNA, 2193 nt
Organism: Ipomoea nil (Japanese morning glory)
Lineage: Eukaryota; Viridiplantae; Streptophyta; Magnoliopsida; Solanales; Convolvulaceae
Exons: 2
Coding region: 1-2193 (730 amino acids)
Biological process (GO): DNA integration
Molecular function (GO): nucleic acid binding; RNA-DNA hybrid ribonuclease activity
Source: RefSeq, a predicted model, not a curated record